Messenger RNA from Arachis ipaensis, 2469 nucleotides. The record is from RefSeq and is a predicted model, not a curated record. NCBI's taxonomy places the organism in Eukaryota, Viridiplantae, Streptophyta, Magnoliopsida, Fabales, Fabaceae.
GAAGAGGAAGAUGGUUGAACGAAAGCAAUUCAAGACAAGGUUAUGUGUUCCUUAUCAGAGAGGACGCUGCACGCGUCAUAAUUGCAACUUUGCGCAUGGCAAUGCUGAGUUGCGAAGGUUCUCUGCCACUUAUAAUGCUGGAUUCCAUAUUUCUUAAAGGAGUGAGGAUCUCAAUACAUAUCUGACAUACUGGACCUGAUGUACUUUGAUUCUGUGUCAGCAUAGCCAGAAGCUUAGAUAUGCAAUAACAAGUAGCAUAUGAGAAUAAUGUCAAAUUAGUUUGUCAAGGAUAGGACAUCAUCACAUUACCUUGUUGAAACUGUUGCAUUUCCAGCAGUAUGGGCAUUUCAUUUUAGAUGAGUGGUUCUUCAGGAUGGAUGCUUCUGGUUGAAACUAGUCUUGGCAUAGCAUUUUCUUGUCAACCAUUUUUAUGCUUCAUUACAUGAAUAUGUGGAACUACUGUGUUUCGUGAAGGAUCAUGAUUAUGCUCAUGUGGAUAUGUCUGCUUGCAUUAUAUCUUGAUCAGAAGCAAGUUCAGCAAAUUUCCCAAUUAUUUUAUGCCCAAAUUCUACUGCCAGAAUGCAUGGAGCUUAUGUUGUUCAUUUUGACUGAUAUUUCUGUAUUUACUGUGGCUACUUGGGCAAUGGCAAAGUGGAACCAUUAACAGAAAUGAUGUCCGGAGAAAUCAAGUCUGAUAGCAUGUGGAUUGUUUUUUUGGUUUACUAAGCAUCUUGGAUAUAUCUCUGCAUUUGAGAUUGAAAUCAUUAAAUUCAUAUGUUACUGCUUAUCAAGAUGAGGAUCUGAACUGUCCUUAACCCAUUGUUACCUUGAUUACACUCCAAAGCUAAAACUACAUACAUGGGUUUUACCAUAUCUGUCAUAGUAUGAGGGCUGCUAGUUUCUGUUCCCUUUUUGCUCUCAUCAGGGAGGCUCUAUUACUAUUCAUUAUUAUGUUUCUCAGUUUCUCUUAUUAUUCCAGUUAAUGGUAGGAAAGACUUAGCCAAUGACUUGAGGGAUACACUAGACAGAAGGUAUUUAUCACCUCGAAGGCACUCGCCAACUCGAGAUGGUAGAGGACACCAGGCCAUUCAUGAACACAGUCCGUCAAGAUCCAUGGAGAAAAAAAAGUGACAGAAGACAUUGGAGAAAACAGGGCAUUACUGGCCAAAGUGAUAUUUCUGCAAGCUUGAAAGUCUCAGAUAGAAUUCAAGAACCGGUUAAAGAAGGAAAAUUCGUUUCUUCUUGUUCUAGAAAUACACUUGAGGAGCAGUUAAAGAAAGUACAGUUGGAUAUCAGGACUUUUGAGGACCGAAAAUUCCAACUAUCGGUUUACCUGGAUGAGAGUGCUCAAGAAGUGGAUAGCCUUAAUUCUAGAAUUCAGGAACUUGAAGCUCAGUUAGUUAAAGAGAAUGAGGAGUGUAAAAGAAUCAAUUCUGGAAUAAGGAAGUUUAUCAGAGUGUACAAUCAUAAUUCGCAGCUACAAGAAGAACUGAAGAGAUCACAAGUCCGACUUCAAAGGCUUGGUGAUCAACUUGUCUCGGAUAUUGCUAGAAUUGGUGCUGAGGAAGAAGAUCUAAGCAUUGAUAUUGUAAGCAAUGGUGAGAAUAAUAGUCAUCCUCCAAUCCCCAAACAUAAUGCCGAACAGAAUGAUGCAUCUCCCCAUGGAAAAAAGCUGCAUGUGCAUGCUGAGCAGGAUGUAUUGGAAGAGUUAAAACAAGAUAGAUCAAAAGUUGGGAAUUCGGUUGAAACAAGAAGAAACAGGAAGCGAUCUCGUUGGAAUUUGCCUGCUCAAUUGAAUGACAAGGAUAAUGUAGGCCUUGAAACUCCAAACGAUGGAACUGAAGAUGCUAGGCCUUUAGAUAUUGAAAGCAAGCAGAAGAGAGGAAAGCUGAAUUCUUCUGACAACCUUUCUUCAGAAAAGUUGAAGGAAUUUAGGAAUGAAGUGCCGUCAACAAGCAUGGCAGCUCAUGUGUUUGACGAGGAAGUUGAGAUUGUAUUUGAUGACAGAAUUGACCUCAACGAAAUUGCACAUACAGAAAAUGACAAUGAAGUGGCAUUAGAGGUGAAGGGCGUACCCCUAAUGCUUCCCCCAGCAUUGAUUCCCCAUACCAAUUAUUCGCAGUACGAGGGGGACGACGAGAAUGUGGACGUGGAUGGUCUUGAUGAAGGGGGAAAUGUGGAUAUUGUCUGAUUAACAUUAUGGAGUAGCAAUUUCUAACCUCUGGUGAUGUAAAAGUAGAUUUUGAAAGCGACCAAAUAUCUUGAAUAGAGCAUUUUGGAAUACGUUAGGAUGUAAAACGGUGGAAGAAACAAAUGACGUUAGUACUUUGUCUAUAUACUGUAGCACUUAUUAGUGAUAUGAUUUAUACAGAACACUUGUAUAAUAGUCUUCAUGACUCGGAUUUUCGGUGGUUCAGCUUCAAUUAUUGGAAUGGUUUUAUAUUAUCAACCAUAACAUGCAAUUUUCUA